UUAUUUUAGGUUUGGUCCCAGCUCUUUCCAUCACAUUCAAGUAUGUCAGAAAAAUUGGCCUUAUGACUUUCACCCUGAAGCAGACAUAUUGUGAUUAUUAGGAUUUUACAUGUCAUUACUGUUGUUUGAUAGGAUCCAAAAGGCCUGCAGUGAAAUGCAUUCAGCUUUUACUUUUGAGGGAUUAGCAGACUGCCGCCUUGUGGUCAGACUUUGUACCUAUUCUAUGGACCUUUCUGGCAAAUAACAGAGUGGAAUGUGAACAAUAAGGUCAAGAACUCAAGAAGACAAUGCUGUGUAACUUAUCCUCACUUUUUUUCUCAUCAAAACAGUUUUACAUUUAUCUUCUGUUUUAUCCAUCAAACGACAAUGGGGGAAGGCAUUUAUCGUAGGACCCAGAACUCCUGUCCAGCAGAUGGCAAUCGUAACUUUCUUCCAUCAAGCUGAAAUGGGACCGGAAGUAGAGCUAUUUUGCUUACAAAAUAAAGUCUCAAUAAGGGUACAGAUGUUUUGCGUCCUCUUAACCCUUGUUAUUUAUGACAAUGUAAAUGUAAGGACAACACUGAAGCUAUAGUAUAGUUCCAUUGCAAUGCACUGUUCCUUAUUCAAGACAGUGCCCAUUCAAAAUCUGUGAGAUCCUCUGAAUGUAUUGGAUAUAUGAUACUUUUAUUUUGAAGGAUGUACUCGGACAUAAUAGCCUUAUAUUUUUGUCCCUCGAUUGACACACCUACAUGGAUGGAGUCUGUGGUGUAGGUGAGGUUUGAUAGCUGUUUAAAAUGUCUCGCAUGCAGCUGCUGAAGCUGCUCAUCACCGAGCGGCUGAGCGCGGCAGCAGAGGAGAUCUUCACAGCGGUGCAGAGGACGAUAGCAGAGUACGAGGAGGAAGCAGCUCGCUCCAAAGAAGACAGCGACCAACAUGGACUUAAACAAGAAGCGCGUUUACACAGCGAAGACCCGCCGCAGGUCUCUGCACAUGAGCAGAAACACUUUGAGCAGGAGUGGAGUCCCAAGAGCUGCCACAACAGCCCUAGUGUUGACCACAGGGACUGUAGCCUGCUGGUCCCAGAACCUCCAGAAAUCAAACAGGAGCAGCAAGAGCCGUGGAUCAGUCCAGGGGGACAACAGCUAUUGAAUAUGGAGGACUCUGAUCCCAGCACUUUGAAACUGACUCCCACCUGUAUGAAGAGUUGCAUUUACUCGGACUUGAGUGAGAUGCAAACUCAUGACUCAGGAAAUGAAGACAAAAAUCCUAUACCCAGCUCCUCAGCGGCCCACGGUAAGGUUGAUGGAAACUCUCUGUCAAGCGAUGAAUGUUGGACUUUUUUGCCAGGUUGUUCUGUAACUCUAAAUAACAUUGCAUCUGAGUUGAGUUUAGAAACACUGACAGGCUACAGUAUCAGUAAAGUCCACAAGCCGAGCCACACAGGGAAAAGCCAGCGGAGUAAGGGAUCUGAACCACAUAGCCCAACGCCUCCACCAAACAAAGAGACAAAGGGAAGAAACAAACCCUACUGCUGUCGUUUCUGUGGCAAAAAAUUCAGCCGCAGCGCACACCUAGCUGUACACAAUCAAAUCCACACUGGGGAGAAACUGUUCAGCUGUGAAGUGUGUGGUAAAGAGUUCAGACACAGCCAGAGCGUGACUGUGCACAUGAGGAUUCACACGGAGGAGAAGCCGUACCGUUGCAGGACUUGUGGGAAAGAGUUUCGCCACCUAGGAAACUUGAACGUACAUAUGAGAAUCCAUACAGGCGAGAAACCGUACAGCUGUAAAGUGUGCGGAAGAAAGUUCAGUAGAAAUUAUGUGAUGACAAAACACAUGGCUGUACACAUAGGAAAGGUCAAAUGAGUUUAAGCACAAGGAGUGUGUUAGGUUUCACUUUAAGAGAUCUGAGCACUGGUGUAUUAAGAUAUAUGAUUUAUUGAAGGUAAUCUGUCCUAAAAAAAAUUAACAGAGACCUAAGAAAAAAAGCACAUGAUGGAUUAUAGUUAAAGUUAUGAUUCAUUUUAAUACCUUUUUGUUUGUUAAGCAUUGUAAAUAAAGUAUAGUUUUUUUCUAUAUGUGCAAACCUGACAGUGUCUCUUCACUUCACCUAUUUGUAAUGCAGACACUGCAUUACACUGUCCAAAGUGCCGGUGGCUUAAAGGUACUGAGC
Molecule: messenger RNA, 2151 nt
Organism: Toxotes jaculatrix (banded archerfish)
Lineage: Eukaryota; Metazoa; Chordata; Actinopteri; Toxotidae
Product: zinc finger protein with KRAB and SCAN domains 7-like
Exons: 2
Coding region: 774-1844 (356 amino acids)
Biological process (GO): regulation of transcription by RNA polymerase II
Molecular function (GO): DNA-binding transcription factor activity, RNA polymerase II-specific; RNA polymerase II cis-regulatory region sequence-specific DNA binding
Source: RefSeq, a predicted model, not a curated record